AUGCGUCUCUCCACCCUCUUCCUCUCGCUCGUUAGCGUGGCGUCUACAGUUGUUUCAGCGCUCCCGCAGAAGGCUGAACAACCUACCUUCUCUCGCAACGUGAUCUUCUCGCCACCCAGAAACGCCAACUGGACCGACCCUGGUGUGCUUUACGCCCGCAGUGCGCAGCUCCCUGACGGUUCGCUUCUUGCAACAUGGGAGAACUACUCGCCUGAGCCACCAAAAGUUUACUUCCCUAUCUUCAAGUCAUCCGACGGAGGAAAGACUUGGAAGGAGUUUUCGCGCGUUCAAGAUACUCAGAAUGGCUUUGGUCUGCGCUACCAGCCAUUCCUUUACGUGCUGCCCGAGAAGAUUGGUGGUUACAAGGCCGGCACCGUCCUGAUAUCUGGAUCCUCCAUCCCCACCGACCUUUCCACCACGGAAAUCGUCCUCUACGCAUCCAAGGAUGGCGGCAAGACUUGGGAGUUUGUUUCUUCUAUCGCAGCUGGUGGUGAAGCUCGCCCCAACAAUGGUCUGACUCCUGUUUGGGAGCCUUUCCUGAUGAUGAACAAGAAGACCCUCAUUUGCUACUACUCCGACCAGCGAGACAACGCCACCUACGGUCAGAAGAUGGUUCACCAGACUACCACCGACCUCAAGAAGUGGGGACCAGUCGUCGACGACGUCACGUACCCUACCUACACCGACCGCCCAGGAAUGCCUACUGUUGCCAAGCUGCCCAAUGGCAAGUACAUCAUGACAUACGAAUACGGCGGUGGACCAGUCAUCACAGACUCCUACCAGUUCCCUGUCUACUACAAGAUCGUCUCCGACCCCGAGAAGUUCGGCGAGGCUACUGGAAUCAGCCUGAAAUCUACUGAUGGCACUAUCCCUACUGGUUCUCCAUACGUCGUCUGGAGCCCUGUCGGUGGCAAGAAUGGAACCAUCAUUGCCAGCGCUCACAGCGGCACCAACGCUUCUGGCUCCGAGGUCUACAUCAACAAGGGUCUUGGGCAGGGACCUUGGAUCAAGGUCAACACUCCUGAGGGAAGCUCAUACACCAGGCAUCUUCGCAUCCUGAAAGACCAGUCAAAGCUCUUGAUUAUGGGCGGUGGACAGCUGCCACCUAGCAACACUAAUUCGGUCACCGUUACCGUUGUUGACAUCAGCAAAUGGUAG
Molecule: messenger RNA, 1158 nt
Organism: Alternaria burnsii
Lineage: Eukaryota; Fungi; Ascomycota; Dothideomycetes; Pleosporales; Pleosporaceae
Product: glycoside hydrolase family 93 protein
Exons: 1
Coding region: 1-1158 (385 amino acids)
Source: RefSeq, a predicted model, not a curated record